Molecule: messenger RNA, 504 nt
Organism: Aaosphaeria arxii CBS 175.79
Lineage: Eukaryota; Fungi; Ascomycota; Dothideomycetes; Pleosporales
Exons: 1
Coding region: 151-426 (91 amino acids)
Source: RefSeq, a predicted model, not a curated record
GGUUGAAUGUAUCAAUCAUCCGCGAGACAUGUUGACCGAACGGCGUUCCAUCGGGCCUCUGAGAUACUCUCUUCUUCGCGAACGCGAGUUCAAACCACUACAUAUUCUUACGAAGUCAACAUACAUUAAGUCCGGAUCGGGGGCGCGUAUAUGGUGUGUGUAUAUACGCCUUUUUAUUUUUCCUCCCUUUUCUUCGUUUGGACCAUCAUAUCUACGACGAUAAGCUACGAUUACGACGAUUUCCCACAGGCGCAAAGAGGCACGGCAUUUUUCCAUGGCAUGUUUUCUUUCUUUUCCUCUUUCCUCUUCCAUAUUUUGAGGUGGAGUUUUUUUUUUCCUCUCUUCGUUUCUGGUUUUCCUUUGGUUCGAUUGGAUUCGAAGAUAUUUACUCUUCUUCCUUUUUUUGGAGGGGGAUAUUGGGGGUGAUUUGGUUGAUGAGUUUCUGGACUAUGUGGAGGAAGAUUUGUUGUGUGGAGGGAGAUUUGUUGUGUGGAUGAGAGAUGU